UGCACGCGCACAUCACGGCACAUGACUACAUGAAUAAUAAACAUCAAGCAGUUGAUAUAUUGAACCCAGCUGACAUUCCUACAGUUCGAAUUUUGCAGAGUUCAAAGAUGUACGCAUAAUCUGAAGAAUAAGGAGAAGAAGACUGAUUGUGUUGUAUAUAUCGAGGAUCAACAAUUUCGCCCUCUGGAAGGUUGUACUCGAUGAGAGUAGGGAUAGGCCGUGUGAAAGACAGUCGAGAAUCAUGGAUGUUCCUUGUUAUAACUGGAUGCGUUCUCUUCUAUUUUGGAGGAAUUUUCGACAGUUAUGGUAUUCUCGUUGUGGUAUUCCUAGAAUAUUUUGAUGAGACAAACACUAAAAUAGGAUGGAUAAACUCGCUGACGUUCUCCUUGCAAUGCUUUUCAUUUCCAUUAGUUGUUGCACUUUCCCGUCGUUUUGGAUUUCGAGCAGUGAUUUUCACCUCCGCUGUUUUGGCCACUACUGGUUACUUAACCACGCCAUUGGUGCCUUCCGUGAAUUAUUUAUUUUUGUCGUAUUCCAUCCUCCUAGGAGUUAGUUUUGGUUUCGUGGACUGUAUUUCAAUUACGGUUCUCCGUGAAUACUUCGAGCGUUAUGUGGGUUUAGCGACAGGAAUCCGUUUCGCGUGCACUGCUACCGGGUCCAUGAUAUUCAAUUUUCUUAUUCCGAUCAUAAUCGACGAUAUUGGUUGGCAAAAUAUGUUUUACUGUUUUUCAUCAACGGGAGUUGCGCUGCUAUUUCUCGCAUUUUGCUACAGAACGAAACCGGCUUCGUCAAAUCGUGAAAUUAUAAUCCAAGAUGAGCCCAAAGUCAAGGAUACCAGCGUCCUUGGUCAUUCGAGAUCAAAACAGCCGUCUUUCCUUCGAGAUCGAAGCUUUCAGUUGAUUGUGAUAGGCUGUAUUCCAUUCUUAUUCGCCAUGGGUAUACCAUUGAUUUUUAUGGCUCAAUACGCUAAAUCGAUAGGUUAUCCACUUUCUCAGGCAAAAUGGCUCGUCGUUGUUCGUCCUUUAGGAUCUCUCGUUGGACGGAUUAUUGCCGGUUUAAUCGGAGAUUUUGCAUCGAGGCGUAAAGUAAUUCCGCAUAUCGCAUGUACACUCGUCACCAUAUUUGGUUUGGCGUCUGGAUUAUGUUCAUUAACACAGCAUUUACCUUUAAUGAUCUUGUACAUGACUGUUGUUGGGAUUCUCGAGGGAGUGUUCUGGGUAAUACUUCCACUAUUGAUGUACGCGCUGACAAAUGGAAUAAACUCAGACUACGCAUUUGCUGUAAUAAUCGUCAUAACAGGAACCGGAUAUUUAGCUGGGCCUUCUUCUAUGGGAAAGGUGUUUGACGUCACUGGAGACUUUCGCAUAGUUCUCUAUAUCGUUUGUGUAUGUUGCCUGGUUGCCGGUGUUAUAAUGGCUUUUGGGAUAUACGUAAGCUGGCAGACUUUAGACAGGAGUGAGUUGCGACCUGGAGAAGAUGAUACAACAAUGUGUUGGUCAAAAAUGCUAAAGAUGAAGUGUUACAAUAUCAACGGCCGCAUACAGCAAGAUAUUUUAUCACGAAGUGAAAAGCAAGCAAUGAUGCAAUACGAAACUACUGUGUGAGAGGUUCCUUUCAGGGAGUGUUUGAGAUUACUUGUUACCUGUUUACUUUCACCGUCGUCUUGUCUACACACGACAAAGCUGAAGACGUGGAGAAAUUUCUUCCUAUAAGUAAACUUGAAACUUUAAAUAAAAUUUUUCGCAUAAUCCUUUUAGGCCAAAUUUUGCAAAAUUGCAUGCCCUUAAAAACCGAUUUAAGACUCCCUACUUCCUCUAAGAGUCUAAACUUCGAUUCUUACUUCUUGUUGAUCGACUCGGGACCAAAAUUUCCUAGUUUGUGCAAAUUUUGAAGAUCAGAGACCUAUGAUCGAAGCGAAAUAUAUGUCACAAAGCCAAAGAGGCUGUAGUUCCCUUUUAAUUAAAGAGCGUCUUCUCCUUUUUCAAAUUGCAACUGUUAUUUCAUUGUUAGUAUUAACGAUGUAUGCAUGCAAUAAAUUAUAUAAAUAUUGCUUCUUGGUUGGCAAGUGACGAAAGAACGAGUGAGUGCGAGCGAACAAAUGGACACUGUUUCAAAUUGAUCAAUUUAAAAAGGGCAGGCCUUUUAAAUACAAAGUUAAAGAGAAAGCAUGCAAAUACAGCGAACUAAAAAGUCGAAAUUUUAUGCAUCAAAUAUAUUUUUCCCUUUUAAAUACAAAGUUAAAGCCGGAGAAAGCAUGCAAAUACAGGGAACUAAAAAGUCGAAAUUUUAUGCAUCAAACAUAUUUUUUGCCGUUCAGUUUCUUCAUAAUUUUGUUCAAUGAAACCAAGUUGCUAAUCCUUCCGAAAGUUUUCAUUGGUGUGUUAAAAUAAAGUGUUAAAGUAAAUAUCUUAAAAUAUUUUGAGAAUUAUAUCUUGAAUAUCACUCAUUUAUGUUUGAAUUUUAGACAUCUCAUCUUGUUGCCACCAAAAUGCCAUACGAUGAUUUUUUAUAUCAUUCUUAUAUCAAGAAAAUCGUACGUUCAU
Molecule: messenger RNA, 2543 nt
Organism: Dendronephthya gigantea
Lineage: Eukaryota; Metazoa; Cnidaria; Anthozoa; Malacalcyonacea; Nephtheidae
Product: monocarboxylate transporter 8-like
Exons: 6
Coding region: 201-1604 (467 amino acids)
Biological process (GO): transmembrane transport
Cellular component (GO): membrane
Molecular function (GO): transmembrane transporter activity
Source: RefSeq, a predicted model, not a curated record